AAGUUAGAUGUUUUCCCAUUGUUUUCCAUAAAUGCGAGUACCCCUCGCACAGAUAAGGCAUUAGUAUGCCUGGAACAGAACGCUAAACAUGUCAAAAACCAACCAAGAUCGCAAGCUUAAGCACCUUUUCGACGGCGGCGACUGGAAUGUAUACGAACCGAAUAUCCUAAAUCUCGGAGUGGGUGCUCCUGGUACAGAUCUCCUGAGCGCCAACUGCGACAGCUUCAGAAAGGCCACAGAUCAUUGCCUGGAACGUGAAAAGCGGGAAAACCAGUCGCUGAUUUUUCAAUAUGGACCUACAAGUGGUACAUUUGAGGUGCGCCGAGAGAUUUCCAAUUAUUUCACCGAAAUGUUUGAAAGUCCCGUUAACUGUGCUGAUUUGUUGAUUACCACAGGAGCUACCCAGGGCCUUCACCUUCUGCUUUCCACGAUGAUAGACUUUCAGGGUUUUGUAUUCGUGGAUGAGUACUCCUAUAUGAUUGCCCUAGAUAGUAUCAAGCACUUUAGCACUCUGACCAUAGUUCCUGUAAAGUUAAACGAUGAUGGUGUGGACUUAAAAGAUCUCGAAGAGCAGGUUUCCAAACAUUGUUUUACUUCGGAGAAGAAGGAGUUCUGGGGAAUGUACUAUACCAUACCCACGUAUCAUAAUCCAACGGGGAUUUUGUUCUCGCCUGAGGUGUGUCGGGGAAUCGUGCAACUGGCCCGCAAGUUUGACUUCCUGGUGGUGUGCGAUGAUGUAUACAACAUACUACACUAUGGCGAGAAGCCCAGUCACUCCCGUUUGUUGUCCUACGAUGAUAGAAAUGAUACCGACUUUGCAGGCCAUGUAAUCUCGAAUGGUAGUUUCUCGAAGAUUCUAGGACCUGGAGUUCGCUUGGGUUGGCUAGAGGUGCCUCCGCGACUUAAACCAAUCUUGGAUGGAAGUGGUUUUGUGAACAGCGGUGGAUGCCUUAAUAACUACACGUCUGGAAUUGUGGGUAGUCUCUUUGAGCUGAAGCUAGCUCAAGAGCAGAUAUCUGUAUUUUAUGAAGCCUACAAGAAACGAAUGUUGGCCACUACCCAGGUUCUUCGAGAUGAGUUGCCCGAGGGAUGUAAAUUAGUCAGUCCUACAGGGGGAUAUUUCAUCUGGGUAAGAAUACCCGAACACCUAGAUUCCCGAGAGUUUCUCAAGUACUGCCUAGAACACCAAAAGAUAUAUUUUAUAGCGGGAACACGCUUCUCAGUUGAUGGCCAAACUGGUAAGCAGUUCUUCCGAUUGUCCAUUGCUUUUUAUCCAAAGGAAAAACUGGUGGAUGGAGUGAGAAGACUUUGUCAGGCACUUAAGUGUUAUAUAGCCACACAAGAGAUCCCACACGGCGUAUCUUAAUAUGGCAAAAUAUGUUUAUUAUUGUGGUUAACUGCUAUCGUACUUUAAAUAUGACUUAUAAAGAUGUGACUUGGCACUAAACUACUUAUCAAAACGUUAUUUACUACAUAAAGAGAUAUAUGAUAUA
Drosophila eugracilis is the source of this 1493-nucleotide messenger RNA. Its product is annotated as 2-aminoadipate transaminase. NCBI's taxonomy places the organism in Eukaryota, Metazoa, Arthropoda, Insecta, Diptera, Drosophilidae. The coding region runs from base 89 to 1366 and encodes 425 amino acids. The transcript has 4 exons. The record is from RefSeq and is a predicted model, not a curated record. Gene Ontology annotation, biological process: biosynthetic process. Gene Ontology annotation, molecular function: pyridoxal phosphate binding; L-2-aminoadipate:2-oxoglutarate transaminase activity.